AUGAUUCCCUUCAUUGUCCACGGUAUCGUGACUGUCUGGACUGCUAUCGCAGUUUACCAGAUGGACAUCAUCCACCAGAACCAUUUUGCCAUCAUGGCAGAUGCCUUCUUUCACCCUGCUUUACCUAUCAUCCCCUUGCUGAUCGUCUACUCUAUCUCUGCUCCUUCUGUCUACAAGGUUCCCGAGCUCCCCUCGGCGAGCUUUACUUCUGCUUCUUCUGUGUCUUUAGGAUGGCCCGCAUUCCCCACACCCGAUGGUGGCGCUCUCCAGCCCUUCCUCACAUACACUGAGGAUGGGGAGUUGCUGAACACUGUCGCGUCUGGACCUGGUGCUGCCAAGAUCAUGGCCGAGCAGCUCAUUCACUUGACCGGCGCUGUCGUCGUAUCUUUUCUGGCUCUCUUGGGCGGGAUGAAAAGGGUUCUGAAUGAACACAUAGGUCAAGCUAUAAAUGAGCUCAAAGCAUCAUUUGCAGAAGGUUGCCGUCGGUACAAAGUCGCCCUAGAAUUCUACGAAACUCUCAAAGGCGAACUUGUCCGCACAAUGUCAUUCCGCUAUCUUCGCUUUUUCAAAGACCUCCAACCGCCAGCUCCUCCUACACCUGAAUUCGGUGUUCAUGUGCCCCGUCACGCUCCAAUUCGACGCGCUCUGCUCUGCCAUCCACCUGGUCACGUAUCACUCGAGUCUGCGGUCGUCGUCAAGAUCUCUUGGCCUCAGAAUUUUUUGGGUCGGUGGUCAUUGCAAACUUCUCUUGGUGCCCCAGUGUCGCCACCUCGUCUUAUUCUUGGGCCAUCUCUUCCCUCAGCUCCUGCCGCCCAAUCAACCGAAAAGGAUCGUUCAAUCACGAAGGACUCUACCAGCAGCAGCAGCGUGUUGGAGGCCAAUCGUGAAUCGUCUAGUCCAGUAAACGACUUACUUGAGCUCUCUUGCCAAGCGGACGACCCGUCGAAUCCAUCACGCAGUCCUGGAGAUACGGAACUCAUCCAUGAGGCAAAAGUGAACUUGGAAUGUCGGAUGGAAAGGCAGGCCUCUGUGGGGCGUGAAGUAAAGGAGCGAGCGCACUCAACGAUCGACAACACCGACACUCGUCAAAAGACAUACACUGGCCCUCCCGCCGAUUCUUCUCCAUCGAGCGAUACUUCCACUUCGACAACUAUUGACAGCAACAUCGGCAACACUGAGCUACCUUCCACUGGGAACCCACCCCCACGCCCGAUAGGGGAAGGUACGCCAGAAGAAGCCGAUUCGUCUACUGGGCCCCAACCCUCACACCCGAUAGGAGACGACUCUACUUCUUCUCAGGCGUCAUCUGAUGCUGUUUCUACGAAAAUCGACACUCGUGCUCAUACGGCUGGCACAGGCGACGUUGCUGAAAACACAGGCGAUGAAAGAGCAACCUCUGGGCCAGACCCCCGACACCCGAUAGAGGUUGCCCCUCCUUUCGCCUCAGCCCCUUCUUCUUCUUCUUCGUCCAUCUCAAGUCCAUCACCUGAUGAUGAGCCGACACGCCCUGGAUCAAAUUCCGACAGCGACGAUGGCGACGAUGGUGACGCCACUGAAGAGUCUUCUGGACCUCAAGCGACGGAUACUGCUAGAGCAGCAGAAUCAUCGCGUGCGCCUCCUGUGCUCGUUGCUCCUAUAUCAUAUCCUGAAAAUAGCGGCGUACAAAGAAUGCCUGGAUAUUGGCCGAUCCGUCAUAACACUACGAGGUUCAGUGAUAGUCUUCCUCGCCGAAUCCGGAGCUCUUAUCAGCGACAUUCUCAUCCGCGAUCAAUACAUGAUACUUAUCGCGCAGCCGCCCGCCGCCCCAGCUCUCGUAGAUUUACUACUCCACGGAACAUCAACUCGAGCUCUGGCGACGUCCGCUCAUCUUUACUGGACCGCUAUACCAGCAUUCCUCGGAUUCUCCGUCAUGAGCAUCGUCGUGUAUCGAGACUCGGGCCUCAUGAUAUGGAAGAAGUACAGCCAGCGCCUGUGGAAGAAGCGAUCGAUGAAAUGGGAGAACGACUACCUCAACAGAUCCAUCCACCGUCGUAUGAGAGGUUCGACUCCAACCCGGCGCCUCCAUACUUUGGUUAUUCAGAAGGACAUCUAGACCCGGAUCCACCUCCUCUGUAUCAUCAUCAUGUACCGAGGAAUGACAUGUUGGCACAACAUGGCAGAGAAGAUCCGCUUGAUAGGGCGGGCUUGGGUGAGAUUGAGCACCACGCAUCUGCUAUGGCACUGGACAAUCGAGUACUUGGAUGGCUACAGCAGCAAAACAUCCAGAGGGCGACUGGUAGGAUGGACAACGACGUGGCUGGCUGGCCGGCUCACAAUCCCUACGACCACCUUCCAGCGCCAUUUUUUCAAGGGGAACCCGUGGCGCUCCCUUCACAGCUGCAGGAUCCUGCCGUGACCGUAUAUCAGAACAUGAACGCAGGACAUGUUGUGCCGGAAAGUUACGCGAGACAGAUCGUCCGUGAGGAGAUACCACCUCAAGAUGCUGUCCCGCCGCUCCAGGACGUCCUCAACCAGGAGAAACAAGGACAUAUAGACCUCCUCAAAUGA
Molecule: messenger RNA, 2547 nt
Organism: Cryptococcus wingfieldii CBS 7118
Lineage: Eukaryota; Fungi; Basidiomycota; Tremellomycetes; Tremellales; Cryptococcaceae
Exons: 12
Coding region: 1-2547 (848 amino acids)
Source: RefSeq, a predicted model, not a curated record